AUGCCCACAGUCCCUCCUGGCAUCUUCCACAAUGCGAACCCUCCUAUACACACUCAUCCGCGUUGCGACUACUGCAAGAAGACUUCCCGAACUUUGUACUCGGAAGACGAUGAUUCUCUGCCGAAGUUACUACUCUGCAAAUAUUGCUAUGUCCCUCGGUACUGCUCUGUGGAAUGUAGGGACCAGGACCGGAAAGGAGAGCACCAGCUAGUCUGCGAGCGCUGGCAAGAAUGGGAAGACAGAGCCACGGACGACUCCGGAGACUAUUACGCGUGGCGCACCUUCACGUUCUGGCUCAAUAUCUAUCACGAUACUCUAGCAAACGCGGCGCUAGCCUUCCUCAUCCGCUCACCACCUGGCUCUGAAAGGGAGUCUACGCUGCUUAUCACGAUUGCAUACGACAAUGGCCCCAAGGUUGCGACGGAAUAUCGAUUUCGCUUCAUCAGCUGCCACUUCCUUCACACGGCAAUACCCUCUACCUCCGGAAUGUUGCCUAAGGGCCUCGUAUCACCCGAUGAGGCGUUAGCGGAGACCCUGGCGAUGCGCGCUGCAGCGGAAACCCGGGGUGUGGCUACAACUCCCUCAGACAAGUCAUCGCGCCCUCGUAUGGCCUCGUAUCUUCUUGAAUUGGACUUUGGUGGCGACCAGCUCCUCACCUUUCCUCGCACAUUCCCAUUCACCGAUCAACAACUCGACUCCGGCACGCUUCCGCAUCCCGGUCGGACGACCGGACCUAUACUGGACAUGGUGUUCUCCACGGGACAGAGGCGCGAAUUCUGCUGUGGUCAGGUCCCAGAGUUGCACACAUGCUGCUGUGGAGGACACACGCAUGAGGAUACAGAAGAAUCGGACGAUGGAAUGGUCGAUCUGGAAGCGGUUGCCGAGUAUGCACUGGAUACAGACGAUAUCACAAACUUCAUCGCGGACAUGAUCGAGAAUAAAGUUGAUGAUACCGAUCAGGCUAUCUCGGAUCCUACAGACGGAAAGAAGAAGAAAAAGAAAAAGAAGAAAAAGAAGCAGGUCAAGCGGCAGGAAGAGACGGCGGCGGGCCCAGAUCCCCGCAUUGACGGCAAUGGUGGCACUCACAGCAUUGCAGUGUCCACUACGAACGACACCGCGCGUGCUGUGGAUACCGCUCCCAUACCUGCCGGUUCCACCACGACCGCUCAGUCCGCGUCCGAUAUGACCAGCGAUCCCAAUGGAAAACUGUCUUCAUGCAGCAGCCAUACGGACGCGGUUACAGAAGUUCGUUCCGUCGAUACUGCGGGCAUUACACGCGAAGUUGGGCUAGUAUCUGUGCCACCGAUAACUAAUAGUCAAGACGAUGCGGUCGUGUCCGGCGUGAAUUCUACAGUAGAAGCUGCUGGCGUCGGCUCUCAUCAUGAUGGGCGCCGAGGAGAAAAUCAUCUAAAGCACCUGGUCUCUGUCCAGUCGAACAAGGAGAAGAAGAAGAAGCAGAAAGGGAAGAAGCGGCACAAUGCGCAGAACGAAUCCACCCCCGUUGACGACACACAACGCGAGACUAGCGACCCGAUUCGGACGAUUGCGACAACUGCGAGGCAGGAAUCGCUUGACGGCAGAUCACCUGCUGUUGUGAUCCCCAAAACGGGACCUACGGUUGAAGCGAAGAUCAUAUCCGCUGUGACCCCGGUAACAACGAACAACCCUGCAAAACCGACGGCCACUUCCCAAGCAAAGUCUACCGUGAGUCAAAAGAAGGUCGAAUCCAGCACGUUGGUGGACCAUAUGGCACUCACAGAGAGUGCUGUGCCCCGGAACAAGAAUAAGUGGAUCCCGGUCAAAUCCAAAAAAGACAUACGAGAAGCGAAGCGUCAGGCGCAGACGACCACUACUCCGGAUAACUCAGGCCCCUCCACCUCUCAAAGUGGGCUGCAUGAUCCUGCUUCGGAAAGGAAAGGCAGUGUUGGCGAUAUGGCUGACCCGGCUCCCAUACCAGGCGCGACGCGUGACAACGAGUCUACCAUUCAAUCAAGACCGACGACUGUAUCUCCCAACCCUUCAACGGACAGUCAAACACCCAUAGUUGCUCCAACUGCGGCCUGGAAGCGUCCUGCCCGCGAUGUCGCUGUAUGCUUGACCGGAUCCGACUUUCCGCCGUUGGGCGCCAAGCCCCAUGCGACACCCAUGAUCCCAGCGAAAACGCCCUCCGAGUGCGAAUCAAAACCUCCCGCAACGCCCGCCGCCGUACAGGACGCCCUCUUCUCUGUCAAACCUGCGACACAAGACGCCGCUAUCACUGUCGAGCAUCCACUUCCGAACCCACGCAGCGGCGUGCGCCGCGCAUCCUUUGAGGAGCAGUCGAUUCGCUUCUUCGGACUGCGCGAUGGCCCGGCCCCAGAUCCAAGCGAUGUACUCAGAAUCAAACGUCCAACAUCUGCUCUAAGUCACCGAUAUCUCAACGACGAGGUUGCGUCGCAAGUCGAGGAGCCUGUCAAUCGGAAUCUUGAACUAUCUACUACCACUGACGUGCAUGUAUCGCCGCCCACAUCCUCGACAUCGCCGAUAUCUAUCUUGAAACGUCAGCCCACUACUGCGAGCGCUGCAUCAUCCGCAAAAGAGGUACUUCAACCCACUUACGCCGAGAAAGAAGCGCGAUACAAUGAAGCAAAGCAACGCAUCGAUGGCCUAUUCGAGGUCGAUGCACAGGCCGAACAGCCUAAACCCGCAAAGGUGGCAGGGGGGUCUACGACGGCGAGCGUGGCCGGGGCAUACGCGGUCCCUGCGCGACCGCGUCGCUCACGGCACAAGUCUACCUCGAACGUAGUCGACACGUUUCCACAGGGCAGAGCGCUUGAUCGGCAAGUUCAACAACAAUCACCCCCGCCACGGAGCAGACAAUCGGCACAUCGCCAGGCUCCUGACCAUCCGUAUGCACCCCAUCUACCCUCAGUUUACCACCGGCCCAAGGCUUCGCAAGAACAGCAAUUCGACUAUUACCGCAACCCGCCCCUUGAUCCCUAUUACGAAGGACAGCCUCCGAGGCCGGUAGACCCUCCGCCGGGCUUCAUAAUGCCGCCUCCAGGUUUGAUGCCACCACCGGGCUUGAUGCUGCCAACGGGUGCGAUGCCGCCGUCCGGUCUGAUGCCGCCACCAGAUCUUGCUGCCCCACCAGCGGCUAACAUUCCGCCGCACCCUCAGUGGCAGUAUCAGAGCCCGUACAUACCACAACCAGGAUCGGACCAGGGCUUCUACGGUGCACCAUACAACCCGUACGGGUCAGCACCCUAUGCCAUGACGUCUGCUCCCUAUCAGCAGCUCAGGGACGUUCAGCUGGCGCCUACGCAGAUGCCUUACGAUGAAGAUGCUGCGCAGGCACUGAAGGCGGCAGCAGAGGCCUUGAUGACUGUCACACGAGUAUUGAAAGGCGCUUCGCCGGAGUCUCGUAAUGCAAUAGAGGAGGCGCAGGCCGCUCUCACUGAGGCUCGCAACAAGUAUCAGGACAACCCGAGAGCGGAAUCAGGUGCUUUGCAAAGGCAAGAGGGAUGGCAGUCGUAG
Molecule: messenger RNA, 3516 nt
Organism: Peniophora sp. CBMAI 1063
Lineage: Eukaryota; Fungi; Basidiomycota; Agaricomycetes; Russulales; Peniophoraceae
Source: the annotation of a GenBank genome assembly